AUGGAUUACGAAUUUCCGGUAUCUCGAGCUGUAGUCGCCCGGCUCCAGACUCUGACUUAUACGUCAUACCUCCAUGCCUCAUCCAUAAACAAUUACCCCAAACCGGACCAAAGUGCCCAAGAUACUGUUGCUUCCGCAGAAGACCAACAUCGAAAAACUGUUCGGCAAGACACCAGAGCUUUAGACCAACUCAUUCGGAAGCAGGAAGACGCGAUUCGAGGCCUCAAAUCCCAAAUUGAGAGACUACACAAGCGAGAGGAAGCUACCCGGGAAAAGAUCACCCUUGCAAAGACAAUCGCUUUGAAAGAUGGAUCCCAAAGCUACUUCAACGAAUUACCGUGGCUACCAGAUGACGAUAGCGGGACUAAUACUUUACUCACUUUGCGCAAUGUGUUAAAGGUUAUCGAAGCGAAUAGGAAAGGGGUCACGGAUACGGAGCGAAAAAUUGAGGAGAUGAAGAAAAUGGUUAGACGGGAACGAGGAUGGGUUGCUACUGCCCAAGAGAUUGAGAAGGAGCUGGAUAGAAAGAUUUAUGAGCUUGAGGGAAUCGAUCGCUUACCUGAACCUUCUAAGAGGAGGGAAAAGAAAGAGAUCGAAGCUUAUGAAAAGGAAGUCAACGAGAUGAGGCGAACAAGUGCUAGACUUACGAAAGAACUUCAGAAGUUUGUGAAGGAGAAACUUGGAGCUGCUAUUGCGGUAGAGGAAGCCGGUGGGCCGGUUAUUGGGAGUAAAAUCAAUGUUUCUGAGUUGAAGAACUAUCUAGAUAUAGAAGCAGAGGCAGGAAAAACUGGGAGGAGAACUAAGGCUGUGAAGGCUAAGGAAAGGGGCCAAAAACGGCUUGAUGAAAUAUGGGGCGACGAUGAGGGCGUCACAAUCAGUCCUGAAGAGAAGGCAGGAGAGGAACUCUUGGAGCUCAUUGAGAAAUUGGUCAACACGAUGCUAAAUGAUGAUCCCCAUGCAUACACGAAGUUGACUCGGGAGUCGGCUGCAUCUCGCUACUUGGUCAGAUCCUUUGUAGCUACUUUGCAUCCCAAGGAUGCGAUGAGGAUCCGCCUUAUCGACUUUGGAGGCAAAAUUGAUGCAGGCCGUUGA
Molecule: messenger RNA, 1092 nt
Organism: Orbilia oligospora ATCC 24927
Lineage: Eukaryota; Fungi; Ascomycota; Orbiliomycetes; Orbiliales; Orbiliaceae
Exons: 2
Coding region: 1-1092 (363 amino acids)
Biological process (GO): kinetochore assembly; mitotic sister chromatid segregation
Cellular component (GO): nucleus
Source: RefSeq, a predicted model, not a curated record